AUGGGGAAGAUCAUCUUCUAUGAAGACAAGAACUUCCAGGGAAGUUCCUACGAGUGCAGCAGUGACUGCGCUGACCUUCACUCUCAUUUCAGUCGCUGUAACUCUAUUCGGGUUGAAAGUGGAAACUGGAUGGUAUAUGAGCGGCCACACUUUAUGGGUUACCAGUACUUUCUGCGCCAGGGCGAGUAUGCUGACUACCAACGAUGGAUGGGUUUUAAUGAUUGUGUCAGAUCCUGUCGAAUGAUACCCCAACACCAGGGAUCCUACAAAAUGAUGAUCUAUGAACGUUCAAACUUUGGUGGUCAGAUGAUGGAGUUCACUGACGACUGUCCAUCCCUUUAUGACCACUUCCAUUACAACGAUAUCCAUUCUUGUAAUGUUCAAGAUGGAUACUGGAUCUUUUAUGAGCACCCUAAUUACAGAGGCAGACAAUAUCUCCUGAGACCUGGCGAAUACAGAAGGUACAAUGACUGGGGUGCCAUGAGCUCAAGAGUUGGUUCUUUUAGACGUAUUACCUUCUAA
Ctenopharyngodon idella (grass carp) is the source of this 522-nucleotide messenger RNA. RefSeq names its product gamma-crystallin M2-like. Gene Ontology annotation, molecular function: structural constituent of eye lens. Gene Ontology annotation, biological process: lens development in camera-type eye; visual perception. The coding region runs from base 1 to 522 and encodes 173 amino acids. The transcript has 3 exons. NCBI's taxonomy places the organism in Eukaryota, Metazoa, Chordata, Actinopteri, Cypriniformes, Xenocyprididae. The record is from RefSeq and is a predicted model, not a curated record.